AUGCCUGCUGCCAAUUAUGGUUCCGAUUCAGCUGCUGCUUCUCGUGUACCUUCUGCAGUUGGUGUAGAAGAAGAUGCAGAACCUGACGAGGCAGUGCCUACAAAUGAUGAUGAAGACGAGAUGAUGUUUCCUGAACUGGUCGAUGUAGCCAGUCAGCAAGCAGUGGAUGACGAGUAUAUGGAGGAGCCCAUCAGCCAAGCUAGGUUUGAUGACACUGACGAUGAAGAGAAGGUGGAGAACAUGGACAGCUUAAUCGAGGAUGAAUACGAUGGUGAUGACAUGCCAACAAUUGAGUGGAACAGGGAAAAACCUGAGCGUAGUAUAAAGAAAAACCCACACAAGCACACCUGUCCACCUGGAGGGGGAGGGGGGAAGGCCAAAACCAAGCUAGCAAAAACUAGGUGGCUGGCAGAUGCUAUAUUGGAUUGGCUGAGACAAGAACCUGGACUUGGUCCAACAGCACUCCAUGGGAAGCUUUUUGAGAAGUACAAGAUAGAAAUUCCUUACAUGAGAAUUUUCAAUGCUAGGGAAAAGGCUCUUGAUAGAAUUAAUGGUCAAUGGAAUGACAGUUUUCAGCUGCUUUACACUUUCAAAGCUGAAGUGGAGAUGGGGUUUCUAGAUGGUUGCAGACCCUAUUUGGCUGUAGAUGCUACACAUUUGACUGGAAGAUGGAGAGGACAGCUAGUAGUAGCUUCUGCAGUUGAUGGACACAACUGGCUAUUCCCAGUUGCAUUUGGUGUGGUGGAGGCAGAGUCUGAGGAAAGUUGGGUCUGGUUUCUGCAGCAGUUGCGCGCAACAUUAUAG
Molecule: messenger RNA, 804 nt
Organism: Aegilops tauschii subsp. strangulata
Lineage: Eukaryota; Viridiplantae; Streptophyta; Magnoliopsida; Poales; Poaceae
Source: RefSeq, a predicted model, not a curated record